This is a messenger RNA of Colletotrichum aenigma, 999 nucleotides long. RefSeq lists its product as uncharacterized. Lineage: Eukaryota; Fungi; Ascomycota; Sordariomycetes; Glomerellales; Glomerellaceae. Bases 1 to 999 code for a protein of 332 amino acids. The transcript has 3 exons. The record is from RefSeq and is a predicted model, not a curated record.
AUGGCGCCCGCCGGCGAUGAUGCACCACAACCUUCGGCCGCCGCGCCUCCUCUCCAACCACCACCUCCUCUUUCAUCUGAUCCCCAGCAAGACCAGGUGCAGGUGCAAUCCCCGUCAUCCACUACACCGCCGCCACCGCGAGGCUUAAGUAGGCGCGUGUCCUACGAUGAGCGCUCGCCAACGUCGCCGCGCUCCCUCUCCCGGAGGCAAAGCACCAACGAGCGCAUCAAUGAAAUACUAGAGAACGCAAGAGGCCGCGCAGAAGCAAUGGGCGGCGCACUCUCCGCCUCCAGGUCCGCCCCCGCCAGCCCUCCGCGCCAUCGCUCCCGGGAUGACGGCACCCACGAUGAGACCGUCGGCAUCAUCUCCCGCGGCCCGGACCGCAACUACCAGAGCAUGAAUGCCGCGCCCCCGGCGCCAAUAGCCACAGCUACGGCGCCCGAGCUGCGGCCCCGCAAGUCCAUUCGCACCACACACAACCACCUACCCUCGCAGACGGAAGAGGACGAGGAGGACUACGAUGCUGUGGUCGCGCGAGAGGAACGGGCGAGGGCGGCGCAGCUGAAGGAACCAUGGUACACCAUCUUCCUGUCCAGCUUCCAGAGCAUUGAGCUCGAGAACAAGGGAAGCGUGGCCCGAGACCAUUUGGCGUUAGAGCGAACCUUUCUCGCCUGGCUCCGUACCUCCCUCGCGUUCGCCUCCAUUGGCAUUGCUGUCACGCAACUCUUCCGCCUCAACUCAUCCAUUUCCAACCCUGACUCCAGCAGCCACACCCUGCGCCAGCUCGGCAAGCCGCUAGGCGCGACCUUCCUCGGCAUCAGCAUUCUGAUCCUCUUCCUCGGAUACCAGCGCUACUUUCGCGCCCAGCAAUGGGUCAUGAAGGGCAAGUUCCCCGCGAGCCGAGGCACCAUUAUCAUCGUGUCCAUGGUGGCAUUCGCCCUCAUGGCGGUGAGCUUGGUGGUUGUCAUAGUAGUCGGCCCCACCGGCAACGAAAAGUAA